UCGAAAUGGAACUUCGAAUUCUGCCACAUUUUCAGGAACUUUGAUUUAUCAGUAGUAGGAAUAGUACAAUACGCUGCUCAAGGCAUCAAUUAAGUAAAUCUGCACAAGAUAACCCCCCUGUUGUAAUUGAUAAAUUUGUUUCUUUGUGGAGUUGCUGUAUGGGGGUAAUAAUAGUGUAAAUUGAUUUAUUAUGAAGAUGGAACAAAAGUAUCGUGGUUUAUGCUUACUCAAGUUAGAAGAUUUGAAGUAAAAAAAAUGGAAAGAAAUAAGAGAUUGACUACUGAGUAUAUUUGUGUACCUCAGUAUGACAAGAAUUACUCACCACUAGAAGUUUGUGGUGAAAUGGUUUAUGCUUCACCCAAACAAAUGACCAAAUAUAACAGAGAUGAUGAUAUGGAUGAUGUAUUAGAUAGAUUAAACAACUGUAAUCUGAAGAAACUAGAAUAUUAUGUUUGUGCCGUCUGUAGCUGUAAGUCAGCCAUUUUGUCUGGUGAUUUAAGAGUCAACAGAGAGCAAACAAAUGAAGAAGAUUCAGAAGAUGAAGGAAUUGGUGUUGAGGAGAUCAUGAAUAUUCUGCAAAAACAUCAAUACAAGCCUCCGAGUUGCCAUGGUAAUAAAGCUUUACUACGGUUGAUUACAUCAUUUAGUGGGAUAGGUGUAACAGAUGACCAGUUGAAUCAGAUUCAGGAUUUAUUAUCAUCAGAGAAAUCGUCUUUUCAAGAAGUGACAUUAACGUUUCUUUAUCAGCUUUGUUUAUAUGAGGAAACAGCCAUUAAAGUUAGUCAACAUGCUAUCAUGGAGAUGAUAUUUAAUAUUUUAUCUUCACCAAAUGAUGUCCCUGUUCAAGUUGCAGCAUUUAAAACUGUUGAAAAGCUAUUUACCUACAAUAGUAUCAGUGAUAGUUUAUGGAAUCAAGUAGAUACUUGUAUUUUACCAUGUAUAUUACGUACUUACUAUACAUCCAGUCCACUAGCUGUUAAAUAUAGUGCUACAUGUUUGUUACGUUCUCUCUCCAUGAAUAAAUCAACAGCUGAUCUUCUAGGACAAGAAGCCUUAUUGAUAUUAAAACAGUUUAAAGAUUCUAGUGCUAGGUUAAAGGAAAUUUUUACUGAGAUAUUGGUAAAUUUAUAUCGUCAUCAAGGUUUAGUGGACAAAAAACUACUGGACACUAAUCUACUACCAACCUGUUCCGACUUAAUUAGUGAAGGUCCAUGUUCUAGUCAGACAAUAGCAUUAUCACUUUUGUCAAGUUUAUUAGAGGAUGAGAAAUACAUAUUAGUAACAAUCAACCAUAAAUACCUUAUACCAUCCCUUCUUAACUGUUUACAACUCUCAGAUUGCAGGAAAGUUAGAGAAGCAGCCAUUUGUGUUUUAAAACAUGUUACCAGAAGUCAACAACCCAAGAUAGCUCAUGAUUUUAUGACACAGAUAGGAAUUUAUUUUCAAGCUGAUUGUGAUGAUACUGUGAUACAUAAUCAUCUGAUGUAUCCAGUAUUGUUAAAACAUCAAACAGAAGAAAAACUCUGGAGCUCUAUGGAUCAGUUUAUACAUCUGAUUGUCAUGGCUAUAAGCAAAGAAGCUGAAUUAACAAACUUUGAAGGUGUGGAUGGACUAAUGACCUGUAAUUUAACCCUGAAUCAAGUGGGAUGUCUGACACAUCUGUCUCAAAUACUAUCUAAUUUAUGUGUUUGGCCCAUAGAAAAACAUAAAUCUUCUUUACCAAAAAUAGAAGUAAAUGAUUUGAGUGAAGAUCAUGAAAUAAAGUUCAUGUUGUCUAAGAUGAACCGUUUCUUAACUUUAGACGUAUGGCACAGAGCUGGAACCAACAUGAUGACAAUUUUACGUAAAUUCAGCAGAAAGUUGCAGACAUGCCUUGACUUUUCACCAACCUGUGAAACUAUUCAAACAACUACACCUGGUUUACUCACAGAAAAAGAAAAUGAACUUGUCCAAAAUGUUCUAAGAUUAUUAGCUUUUAUUUCUGUGGCAACUUGUCAAAAUUUCAAGUUAUCGAACAACAAUAGUAUGAAAGCUAACAAACCGUCUGCUAAAACACAGAUCUGGGUAGAUUCCAAUCCUCAUUUAACCAGCAGUAUUGAUAGAGUAUCACAAGUUAUUGAUCCAGAGAUAGCUCUUAAAGAUAAACAGACUAUGGAAGCUGUCCAUGAAGGGAAACUAAUAAGACAACACUUAUAUGAACAAAAUUUAUAUGGAGUGUUGAGUCCAUUCCUAGAAUCUAAAGAUACAAGAAUAAGUGUAAUGUCACCACUGAUAUUAAGAUGUUCUGUACAACCAUUGGAUGAUAUAUUUGAGACUGAUGAGGUAAUUACUCCUCAACCUCCUUCAAACAAACCUAAAAGAUCCAGACCUCAAUCUGCCAUCACAAGAAGUAAUAGGCAUAAAAUAGAGUUGGCUUUACAUGGCAUGUCUCCACAGUUAUCUUCAUCCAUGAAGAAAAUUCUUGGACAAAGACCAGUUUCAGCUUGUAACAGAAACAAAACAGAUCAAAAGACAACAUUGAAACCACCAGUUGAUGGCAACAAACCACUAACUCAACAAUGUCGUCAGUCAGCAGUACGAACUUGUGGUCCACGGCUAUUGAAAGGCAUCUUCAGUAAAUCUAGAGAUGUAAAGAAGAGUUGUCUGCUUCUCAUUCAAGAUCUUGUUAAAUAUGGAACUGUAGAAACACACAUGGAAUUAUCACAGCUAGGUUGUAUACCAAAACUUAUUGAUUUUCUCCGUAUUAAUGAAGAUGAUGAGAUGUUAGAAAUUUCAGGUUUGAUAUUGACUAAGAUGUUGAUUAGCAGUGAUUUUCGAUUAAAACAAUUAUUUAAUCGUCAUGGUGGAUCUAGUGUACUAAUGGCAAUGGCUCAGUAUACUAAAGGAAAGUUGAGAGAUGAAGUCAGACUAACGUUACAAGAAGUUACAAGAGGAGAUGAGCAAGUCACUCGUCCUGUUUCUACUCCAUCUUCAAGUACUAGAGCACCUGAUGUUUGGGAUCAUAUUAUGGGACGAUGGAAACAAGAAGAUCAAGUUGUUCUUGUCUUAAGAAAAUGGUUGAAAGAAGAUGAGGAAAAGAAAAGGCUAUUUCACUAUUAAAAUUAGUUCCGGUAUAGGAAUAUAUAUUUUGUUUCUUACAUUAUUCCUUUUAGAAAAUUAUAGGAUACAUAUAUAAUAUUUUUUUAGAGAGUAUAAAAUCUUAUUUGUAAAAGAGAGUCAACAAUUUUAUUGCUAAAAUCCCUACACAAUUGUACUUGUUUUUAUUUUUUAUAUCCAAAUUAAAUGUGAAUCUAUUUUUUAUAUUUUUCUACGCAUACUUUUUAUGUUGUUUUUUUUUAAGGCUUGCAUAUGUAGACUUACAACUCGGCCCAAUAUACAUUAAUUACUUAGUAAGAUAUCAUUUCAAUAUUGUUGUGUUAAAACGGAAUAAAAAGUAUUUGUUGCAAGUGCAAAAUUGCCAAUUGGUACAUUUAUGAUUAGGCUUGAAAUUGGUUAUGUCCAAAAAACCAGUUAAAACUUAAAAGUCAUAGGAAGUUUUGUAAAUUAAAAGUUAGAGUUGAGUUGUUAUUAGUUCCAUUUUACAGUCAACAUGUACCAGUCUUUAGCUAAGAAUAUUAUAAAUUAAUACAUGUAUUAUUAUUUAUAAUUUGUUUUAAUUUAUAUCAAAGAAUUACUGUAUUUAUGAAAAUUAUAUAUAUUUUACCACUUUAAGUGCAUUAUAAAUGCCAUUCUGUCCAUAUACCAUGAAUCUCUAAUUAUUACAUUUUAGAUAAUUUUUUGUAGUGCAUUAAAUGCUUUCAAUUCUAUUUUUUAUUCAUUGGAUUUUACUGUUUUAUAUUAUUAUAAGAUGAAUACAAACUGUUGUCGUGUCUGAUUUCAGGAAAAAUAUUUUCAAUAGGUCAUAAUAAUAUUUAUAAACUAGAGAUAUAAAGCUUUCACAACAAUGCCAAGUAUUACGCAAGGGGAUUAUCUAAUCGUCCCACAGCAAGUGAAGAAAAAUAACUAAUUUAAGAAAAAACGUCCAAAUAAAGGUGUUAAUGAUU
This is a messenger RNA of Patella vulgata (common limpet), 4043 nucleotides long. RefSeq lists its product as uncharacterized. NCBI's taxonomy places the organism in Eukaryota, Metazoa, Mollusca, Gastropoda, Patellidae. Bases 220 to 3099 code for a protein of 959 amino acids. The transcript has 19 exons. The record is from RefSeq and is a predicted model, not a curated record.